AUGUCCGAGCGUGGUCGUGGGCGCGGCGGUGGGGGCCGGGGACGCGGAGACUUCAACCUGCCUUCGCACCCGCGUGGCGGUGGGUAUGCUGGCCGCGGCGGUGGCGACAGAGGCGGACGCGGCGGCGGUGACUUCAGAGGAGGCGGCAGAGGAGGAGGAGGUGGGAGAGGCGGAUUUGCGGGACGGGGUCGUGGCGAGCCGAUGGUCUUCAGCCAUGCCCCCGGCGCCCCCGUUCCCGCGCCAGACGAUCGUGUCGCCAAGAUCGAAGCUGCGACCGAAACGUCGCUGAAGGCGGUCAAGUCCAAGGCGGCGUCGAUGCCGUUGCGCCCGGGUUACGGUACCCAGGGUCGCGCCAUCGUGCUGUGGACCAACUACAUGGAGCUGGUCGCUAAAGGCGACCUGCCGCUCUACCGCUACGACAUCGACAUCACCGGCGACCGCGAGCCCAAGGGCAAGAAGAAGAAGCGCGUCAUUGAGAUUCUGCUCGAGGAGAACUUCGCUGCCCACGGCCGCGACAUCACCACCGACUACAAGUCCAACGUCAUCAGCAAGAACCCGCUCGAACUCAACCCCAACGGCUACACCGUCCAGUACCGCGCAGAGGGCGAUGACGAGGCCGACGAAAAUGCCCCCAGGUACCGCGCUCGCCUGCAGCAGACGGGCACCCUGACCGUCUCGGAGCUGGUGUCCUAUCUCACCUCGACCCAGGCCAACGUGCUCCUCGAAUCCAAGGAGCAGAUGAUCCAGGCCCUCAACAUUGUCGUCGGCCACCAUCCGAAGGCCAAUCCAAACAUCGCCUCUGUCGGCGCGAACAAGCACUACAACUUCGCCGCCGCAGGCUCCGAGACCUUCUCUCUGGGCGCCGGCCUGCAGGCCAUCCGCGGAUACUUUGUCAGCGUGCGCGCCGCCGCGGCCCGCAUCCUCGUCAACGUACAGGUCAAGCACGCGGCCUUCUACUCGGCUGGUCCGCUCGAGCGCCUCAUCGAAUCGUACAAAAGCGAAAACGGACCGAACGUGUUCAGACUGGCAAGCUUCCUCAAGAAGGUGUCGGUUGACGUGACGCACAUUGUGCGGAAGAACAAGGCUGGCCAGCGCGUGCGCCGCGUCAAGACCAUCUGCAACUUGGCCUCGCGCGGCGACGGCAGCGGCUUGGAGCACCCGCCUAUCGUGCCGGCCAUGGGGGCUGGCGCCAAGGACGUCCAGUUCUACCUGGAUGCGCCGCCUCAGGGCGGCGCUGGCAAGAAGGGGAAGAAGGCCGCGGCGCCUGCGAAGCCUGCGUCGCAGGGCAAAUACAUCAGCGUCUACGACUUCUUCAAGCAGACGUACAACAUCACCAUCCGGGACCCGAAGAUGCCCGUCGUCAACGUCGGCAGCCGCCAGUUCCCAUCGUACCUGCCCGCGCAGGUCUGCGAGGUCGUGCCGGGGCAGCCGUCGAACGCCAAGCUCACCCCGAGCCAGACGCAGCAGAUGAUCCGCAACGCGGUGCGCAACCCGGCGCUGAACGCCCAGUCCAUCGUCUCUGCGGGCGCGCAGGUGCUGGGCGUGAACCCAACGAACCCAACCCUUAGUGCCUUUGGCAUCGGCAUCACUCCCAAGCUGCUGACGGUCCAGGGCCGCGUGCUCAACAGCCCGGGCAUCAAGUACUCGGGCAACAGGACGGUCAACCCGCGAGCCGGUAGCUGGAACAUGUUGGAUAAGACGCGGUUCUCUGUGCCCGAGAAAUUGCAAUCGUGGACUUGGCUCUGGAUCGCCACGCCUGGCACGGCGAAUCUCUGGACGGAUCCGAAGCAGAUCGUACCCAAGCUCACCGAGUUCCAUGAGAAGCUCAGAGAACUCGGCAUGAACGCCAACAUGUGCAGCCCAGGUAGUCGCAUCAACGUCACCCCAGACAACGCGGAGGCGGUCAUCGACACGAAGAUCCACGAGAUCGUCAACCCUAAAAACCCUGCCAGCCGGCCUAAGCUCAUCCUUGUCAUCAUUCCGCCCAACAACGCCGUCAUCCGCAACCGUGUCAAGUACGCGUGCGACGUCAAGGAGGGCAUCCUCAACGUGUGCGUCAUCGGGGCAAAGUUUGCCAAGGCCAACGACCAGUACAUGGCCAACGUGGCGCUGAAGGUGAACCUCAAGGCGGGCGGGACGAACCAGACGCUGGAGCCGGCGAAGCUGGGCCUGCUGGCCGAGGGCAAGACCAUGGUCGUCGGCAUGGACGUGACGCACCCGUCGCCCGGGUCGGCGAGCAACGCGCCCAGCGUCGUCGGCAUCGUCGCGUCCGUCGACAAGCAGUUUGGCCAGUGGCCCGCCGACCUGCGCAUCCAGACGGCCCGCCGCGAGAUGAUCGACCAGCUGGACGCGCUCAUGCAGCGCCGCCUCAAGCUGUGGGCCGCCCGCAACACCGGCGCCUAUCCCCAGAACAUCCUCGUCUACCGCGACGGCGUCAGCGAGGGCCAGUACCAGCUCGUCCUGGACAACGAACUGCCCGCCAUCCGCGCCGCGUGCAAGGCCCUCUACCCGGCCGCGCAGCAGAAGCAGGGCGUCCCGCGCAUCAGCAUCGUCGUGGUCGGCAAGCGCCACCACACGCGCUUCUACCCCUCGGCAACGGCCGACGCCGACCGCAGCAGCAACCCGCCCAACGGCACCGUCGUCGACCGCGGCGUCACGGAGCAGCGCAACUGGGACUUCUUCCUGCAGGCGCACACGGCGCUGCAGGGCACCGCCCGCCCGGCCCACUACUACGUCGUGCACGACGAGAUAUUCACUUCCCGCGGGGCCGCCGCCGCCGACGCCCUCGAGCAGCUCACGCACAACUUGUGCUAUCUCUUCGGCCGCGCGACCAAGGCCGUCAGCGUCUGCCCCCCGGCCUACUACGCGGACCUGGUCUGCGAGCGCGCGCGCCUCUAUCUCGCGGGCGUGUUUGAUCCGAGUCUGGGGGCGAGCCAGGAGGGCAGCGUUGUUAGCGGUGAGGCUGGGGGGCGCGAGAUUGAUGAGGGCGAGGUGCGGAUUCAUGAGCGCGUGAGGGAUGCUAUGUUCUAUACUUAG
Aplosporella prunicola CBS 121167 is the source of this 3036-nucleotide messenger RNA. RefSeq lists its product as uncharacterized. Gene Ontology annotation, molecular function: protein binding; RNA binding. NCBI's taxonomy places the organism in Eukaryota, Fungi, Ascomycota, Dothideomycetes, Botryosphaeriales, Aplosporellaceae. The transcript is spliced from 2 exons. The record is from RefSeq and is a predicted model, not a curated record. Bases 1 to 3036 code for a protein of 1011 amino acids.